Messenger RNA from Exophiala mesophila, 1095 nucleotides. RefSeq lists its product as uncharacterized. The transcript has a single exon. Lineage: Eukaryota; Fungi; Ascomycota; Eurotiomycetes; Chaetothyriales; Herpotrichiellaceae. Bases 207 to 617 code for a protein of 136 amino acids. The record is from RefSeq and is a predicted model, not a curated record.
CUUCUCUCUGAAAUACUCAAACAUCUGCCUCGAGUCUACAGAAGAGUCGGAAAUCAUUGUGAAAUACCAGCUGCGCCCUACAAGCAGUCACUAUCGCCGUUGGACUGUGAAAUCUUCGAAUCCCAGCAUCCCCAUCCUUCAUCAAAAGCCUAAUCGAGACUCCAGAAUCAUCAACUCAUCUCCGAUUCAAAAGUCUUUCUGUCAACAUGUCAUUCGGCGGAUUUUUCGGGGGCGGAGGCUCUAAAAAGGGAGGCGAGCAAGAAACAAAUGCAUCAACCGUCACCGGCAUAUCAUCGUCUCCAUUCGAGUCCUCGUCGUCGCCCAGCGCAGUUAGACAAAAGAUCCAAUCUGCCAUUGUUCUCCAAGGCAACGUCGAGAAUGCAAAACUUUUGAUUCAGAAGGUCAACGAGAAUUGCUUCGAGCACUGUAUAUCCAACCCCGGCCCAAGUCUGACCUCCAAAGAUCAGACCUGCUUGAGCGCUUGCAUGGAAAAGUACAUUGACGCCUGGAACCUGACGAGCCGGACGUACCAAUCGCGCCUUCACCAGGACGCUCUCGGCGCCGGUCUUGGUGGCAGUGGCACGGCCGCAUCAGCCACUGGCAAGGAGCUGUUUUAGAUCAAUUCGAAAUCUGGAUGGAUCCCCAAAGAGGUUGAUAUUUACUGGCGGCAGUGCACCUGUUCGAGGUUGCAGCUUGAUUCUCAGCCAAAGUCUUGCCGCCAUUCGCUGGGUUUACCACUGAUGUCACUUUCCCCAGGUGGUUUACCGGGAUCAAGAGACCGACUUGAUGACUCAAUGUCUUCCACACACACAUAGCCUAGCCUAGUAGCCUCGCACGGUCUCAAGGGCGGACUGAAGUUGGAAUUCCAUAAGAGCCAUCCGGACAGUCCUUGCUUGGACCAAAAGCUCAUCAUGUAUUUAUACUUAUAGCUCACUCUUGAGCUCAGAGGACGGGAUUCUACUCUGUACAAUAAUUCAAAACAGUAGUAUAGUUCUCCAUUAGAACACCUAGUGAGGCCUAUCUGGCGACCUGGAAGGCAAUACGUCGAGAGGUUGAGUUCAAGUUUCGCAAGCUCUCAAUUGUGCCAAAAAUAAC